CGUCAAGAAGUUUGGGAGGAGGGGCAAGGCGGGGAAACCAAAAAUACCAAAAAUAUCAAACUGGUAAGGUUAUAUACAUCCAUGCAGCGCAUACUCUACAUACAUAUGUAUGUACAUAUACAUGUACAUCUAGGUCGUGUCAUGACAAAUUGAUCCAUCCUGACUCGUUGCAUCUGGCUCUGGACUGUCAUCUUGUCUGUCUCAAGCCAGAACUCCAUACUUCCUGUGUAAGUGUCCUGCGCCCUAUCACAGCGCGGCGAACGGAGGAGCGGACUAUAACAUUUUUGAAUCUCUGGCGGCAACUCUCACGUUCCUUGGCUGUCAUUCCAAAAGGGCCUGUUUUUUUAUAUAUCAUGCAACGAAACACUUUAAACGCCCCAUAUUCCCCCGUCCUGUAGCUCUGCUCGUAUCUCCUAUUAUCAUACUAUAACUUCUUCCAUUCAUCAUGGGUCUCCCCGUACCAAACUCGGAGGCGGCUUCCAUCCCCUCCGACGACGCACUGCAGGCACUUGUCAAAUCCACAUAUACUACCUCAGUCCUGCAGUUCUAUCUCAACGGGGCCAAGGUUGAGUUGAGAAACCCUAACCCGCACUGGACUCUGUUGGACUUUAUCAGAUCACGGCGUGGUUUGAAAGGAACAAAGUUGGGAUGUGGAGAGGGUGGCUGUGGCGCUUGCACGGUGGUGCUACAAGUAAGAGACGCCAAAAACCUAAGAAGAAUCAAGCACCUGUCUGUAAAUGCUUGUCUGUUCCCGCUAGUGGGAGUUGUCGGGAAACAUGUCAUUACCGUGGAAGGGCUUGGGAGUGUUGAUAAGCCUCACCCGUUGCAGGAACGGAUGGGUAAGCUUCAUGGGUCACAAUGUGGAUUUUGUACACCCGGCAUAGUUAUGUCCCUGUACUCCAUUAUUAGAAAUGCUUAUGACCCGGAAACCGGCAAAUUUUCUCUAUCAGAAAACGAUAUUGAAAUGAAAGGCCAUCUGGAUGGAAACCUAUGUCGGUGUACGGGUUACAAGCCCAUUCUACAAGCCGCUAGGACUUUCAUUGUUGAGGACCUUAAGGGGCAGCUGGUCGAAGGCAAGAACUCUCUUCCAGUCGAUGCUGAGAAGGAUACCGAACAUGAGGCAGCGACGUAUCUACAAGGCCAGUUUGAUAAAGCUUCGAAAUCCUCAAGUGGCUCAUGCGGAAGACCUGGGGGAUGUUGCCGCGAUAAGCCAAGUAAGGAACCCCCUGCAUCGGAUCCCUCCACAUCGCUUGGCUCCACUUCUGUAGACGACAAUAGCUCUGAGACUAGUCUUUCCGAAGAAAUCACACUUCCGGCGUGUAAAAAAGAACCCCAGAUUGAGCUUGCCGAGUAUACUCCCUCAGCAGAGUUGAUCUACCCACCUGCACUAUCGAAGUUUGUCGACCAGCCCCUAUGUUAUGGCGACGAGAAGAAAAUAUGGCUCCGCCCAACGAAUUUACAGCAAUUAGUUGACAUCAUGGCUACAUUCCCAUCUGCAACCAUUGUCAGCGGUGCGAGCGAAAUCCAAGUUGAGAUCCGCUUUAAAGGCUCAGAGUUUGCUGUUUCUGUCUUUGUUUCGGACAUCGAGGAGAUGAACACAAUAUCGAUUCCCGCUGAUUUAUCAAAGGCGAAGGAACUUGUUAUUGGUGGGAAUGCGCCAUUGACCGAUAUUGAAAAUCUUUGCUAUGAUCUAUCCUCAAAACUGGGCCGAAGAGGGUCUGUCUUCAGUGCUAUGGCGAAGGUCCUCAGAUACUUUGCUGGGCGCCAGAUUCGAAAUGUGGCAUCACUAGCUGGAAAUAUUGCUACGGCUUCCCCUAUAUCAGAUAUGAACCCAGUACUUUUGGCUAUAAAUGCAACUGUAGUGGCCAAGACAGCGGAGAAGGAGCAUUCGAUUCCAAUGGUAACCAUGUUCCGUGGAUAUCGGAAAACUGCACUACCCCAAGGGGGAAUCAUCACUCAAAUUCGCGUCCCUAUUCCCCCUGCAGAUGUUCGCGAAGUGACCAAAUCAUACAAACAAGCCAAGCGAAAGGAUGACGACAUUGCCAUUGUCACGGCAGGUUUCAGGGUUCGAUUUGAUGAAGGAGAUACCGUUAAAGAUGUCUCAUUGGCGUAUGGCGGGAUGGCGCCAAUGACUGUUCUGGCUCCUAAAACAAUCAGAUACUUGAUAGGGAAAAAGUGGUCCGUAGCGGAAACCCUCGAUGGAGCACUUCAAACGUUGCUCGAGGAUUUCCCGCUUCCCUAUGACGUCCCGGGAGGUAUGGCGGCUUAUCGUAGGACGCUAGCUUUGUCGCUUUUCUUCCGAUUCUGGCACGAGGUGAAUGCCGAUUUUGAGCUCGCAGAAGUGGACCAGGCACUUGUUGAGGAAAUACACCGAAAUAUCUCCAUCGGGACCAGGGAUAAUUAUAACCCCCAUGAACAACGCGUUGUUGGCAAGCAGAUCCCCCAUCUUUCUGGCUUGAAGCACGCUACUGGCGAGGCAGAAUAUGUUGAUGACAUGCCGUAUCAAGAAAAUGAGCUUUACGGUGCACUUGUUCUUUCAGAAAGGGCCCACGCAAAGAUCAUAUCAGUGGACUGGACUACAGCUCUUGCUCCGGGCUUAGCAGUUGGGUACGUAGACAAACAUAGCGUUGAUCCCGAAAUGAACUUUUGGGGAUCUAUUGUCAAGGACGAACCUUUUUUCGCGCUCGACGAGGUGCACUCACAUGGUCAGCCAAUUGGAAUGGUAUAUGCCGAGACAGCCCUUAAAGCACAAGCUGCAGCACGAGCUGUUAAGGUGGUUUAUGAGGAUUUACCGGCUAUCUUGACCAUUGAUGAAGCCAUCGAAGCGAAGAGCUUCUUCAAGCAUGGAAAGGAACUUCGGAAAGGUGCACCACCCGAGAAAAUGGCGGAGGUAUUCGCCAAGUGCGACAGAAUUUUCGAGGGAACGAUUAGAUGUGGAGGGCAAGAGCACUUUUACUUAGAGACAAAUGCUGCCUUGGUUGUCCCUCAUGCUGAGGAUGGUACAAUGGAUGUUUGGUCCUCAACUCAAAAUACAAUGGAGACUCAGGAAUUUGUCAGCCGCGUGACUGGAGUUCCAAGCAACCGUAUCAAUGCGAGAGUCAAACGGAUGGGAGGUGCUUUCGGUGGCAAGGAGUCUCGAAGCGUUCAGCUAGCUGCUAUACUUGCGAUAGCUGCGAAAAAAGAACGACGCCCAAUGAGAGCUAUGUUGAACCGCGACGAAGACAUGAUGACAAGCGGACAACGAAAUCCCAUUAUGUGCCGCUACAAAAUUGGUGUAAUGAACGAUGGAAAGCUUGUCGCCAUUGAUGCGGACUGCUACGGCAAUGCCGGGUGGUCCCUGGAUAUGAGCGGAGCUGUCAUGGACCGCUGCUGCACACAUCUUGACAAUUGUUAUUAUUUCCCCAAUGCACAUAUCCGUGGAUGGGUAUGCAAAACUAACACAGUUACAAACACUGCUUUUAGAGGCUUUGGCGGACCACAGGCCAUGUUUAUCACUGAAAGUUUCAUGUAUACGAUUGCCGAGGGGCUGAACAUGCCAGUAGACGAGCUCCGUUGGAAGAACCUGUACGAACAAGGUCAACGGACCCCAUUCCACCAAGUGAUUGAUGAAGAUUGGCAUGUUCCGAUGUUGCUCGAGCAAGUCCGAGAGGAAGCCAAGUAUGACGAGCGCAAGGCGCAAAUCGCCAAGUUCAAUGCCCGAAACAAGUGGAAGAAGCGCGGUAUUUGCCUGGUACCAACAAAAUUCGGCCUCUCAUUCGCAACAGCAAUCCAUCUCAACCAGGCGGGUGCAUCUGUGAAAAUGUACGCUGAUGGCUCGAUCCUCCUCAGCCAUGGUGGAACGGAAAUGGGUCAGGGCCUGUAUACGAAGAUGUGCCAGGUUGCAGCUCAAGAGUUGAACGCUCCCAUAGACUCCAUUUAUACGCAGGACACUGCAACAUAUCAGAUUGCCAACGCCUCGCCCACGGCUGCGUCUUCUGGUAGUGACCUUAAUGGCAUGGCAGUCAAGAAUGCGUGUGACCAGCUCAACGAACGUCUCAAACCGUACUGGGAGAAAUUUGGUAGGGAUGCGCCGCUCUCGCAAAUUGCGCAUGCUGCAUAUAGAGACCGCGUGAAUUUGGUUGCGACAGGGUUUUGGAAGAUGCCCAAGAUCGGCCAUAAAUGGGGCAAUUAUAAUCCGGACACCGUCAAACCAAUGUACUACUAUUUCACUCAGGGCGUUGCUUGCACCGAAGUUGAACUGGACGUCCUUACGGGGGACCACACCGUCCUCCGCACCGACAUAAAAAUGGACGUGGGCCGUUCAAUCAAUCCAGCCAUCGACUACGGUCAAGUUGAGGGAGCCUUUGUUCAGGGACAAGGACUCUACAGCAUCGAAGAGUCCCUCUGGCACAGCAAAUCCGGCCACCUUGCGACACGUGGCCCCGGCACAUACAAGAUUCCUGGGUUCAGCGACAUCCCGCAAGAGUUCAAUGUUAGCUUCCUGCAAGGGGUGUCGUGGAAGCACCUCCGGUCUAUCCAGAGCAGUAAGGGCGUCGGUGAACCACCGCUGUUCUUGGGCGCCACGGUUCUGUUCGCUCUGAGAGAUGCGCUGCUCAGUGCUCGAAAGGAUCAUGGAGUCAAAGAGAAGUUGGUUCUGGAUAGUCCGGCCACGGCGGAGAAGCUGAGGUUGGCAGUUGGGGACAAGUUGGUGAGGAUGAGUAAUGUUGUUAAGGGUGAGGGGCAGAAACCGUUUUUCGUUGCUAUUUCUUAGGGUAUAUGACGAUAUUUAACCGUGAUCUAUCUGAAAGAAUUUUUGCAUUUUGUUUUAUUAUUUUGGUUGCGCGGAACGGUAUUUUCAGAGAAGGGUUGAGCAGGAUAUAAAGGAUAUAACCAAAUUGAGAUCCCUUUGCAUUUGCUAUAGUUGAAUGCUCUAUAGGCUUUAAAAAAUAAUGAAAAUAACCUCUGGCCUGGUCGUCAGCACCACCGUGGUUCAUCUUAGGAUGGUGCCACUUUCCAAGCCCACAACUGAACGAUGAAACUGGUAGGAAAGGCUGAGCCUUCGCAGCCUCGGGUGCUGGAGACAUUUAAAAUAUGAGAAGGAAAAUCAUUCAAAAAUGCAUAUUCGGCUUCCUGUUUCGUAAAAUGGUUCAAGAGAGCCAAAUCAAAACGUCCGUCCCCAACCCAACUGGAGGAGGACGCGCCGCUCGUAUCGCACAUGUUAAGCAAGGUCCUCCGCUCCGUCGGAUUACUGCAUUUUUCCCACGCUCCGAGCACCAAGCUCUUGCGAGAACCUCAG
Messenger RNA from Blastomyces gilchristii SLH14081, 5275 nucleotides. RefSeq names its product xanthine dehydrogenase HxA. The transcript has 5 exons. Lineage: Eukaryota; Fungi; Ascomycota; Eurotiomycetes; Onygenales; Ajellomycetaceae. Bases 446 to 4750 code for a protein of 1434 amino acids. Gene Ontology annotation, molecular function: 2 iron, 2 sulfur cluster binding; oxidoreductase activity; FAD binding. The record is from RefSeq and is a predicted model, not a curated record.